This is a messenger RNA of Fundulus heteroclitus (mummichog), 1668 nucleotides long. RefSeq names its product tachykinin receptor 3a (gene tacr3a). Gene Ontology annotation, molecular function: tachykinin receptor activity. The transcript has 5 exons. Gene Ontology annotation, cellular component: sperm midpiece; plasma membrane. Gene Ontology annotation, biological process: G protein-coupled receptor signaling pathway; positive regulation of flagellated sperm motility. The record is from RefSeq and is a predicted model, not a curated record. NCBI's taxonomy places the organism in Eukaryota, Metazoa, Chordata, Actinopteri, Cyprinodontiformes, Fundulidae. Bases 408 to 1637 code for a protein of 409 amino acids.
GAAGCUCAGUGUGGCGUGACAGAUUAUAUACUACGGAGACGGACAGCUCACACUGUUUGUUAUUCAUGAAGUUUGAAACAGCAGCCACACAACUAUCGAUCAAUCUGUUUGACUGUUCGGUGCACUUGUGCGUCACCCCGCCUGUUGCUGCGGACGGCGGAGGAUGUGCCUUCACACCCACAUUCAACAAGCACCGGAUCACACACUGCUGGUUUACGCACAGACUGGACAGCGGUCCAGAGCGGCUGCAGACAGACGCGGAGGAAGAUGGGGACCGCUUAAUUUGCGCGCAAUGGCGCCGGUGCGCAAAUCCCCUUCUGCCAAUCCAGAUUUGCACUUCAACAGGUAGACAAUAAAAGCAAAACAAAGCAUAUAUCUUCACAGCAUUGGGACAAAAGCAGAAGAGGAUGGGGACCCCACACAACGGAUCCAACGUAACGUCGAAUUACACCAAUCAGUUCGUGCAGCCGCCGUGGCGCAUCGCUCUCUGGUCGGUCGCCUACAGCUCCGUGCUGGCGGUGGCCGUGUUUGGAAACCUCAUCGUGAUAUGGAUCAUUCUCGCCCAUAAGCGCAUGCGAACGGUUACCAACUACUUUCUGCUCAACUUGGCUUUUUCGGACGCGUCGAUGGCCGCUUUUAACACUUUGAUAAACUUUAUCUACGCUGCCCACGGAGACUGGUACUUCGGGGAACCCUACUGUAAAUUCCAUAACUUCUUCCCAGUCACAUCUGUGUUCGCAAGCAUCUACUCUAUGACUGCAAUAGCUGUGGACAGAUACAUGGCCAUCAUUCACCCUCUGAAGCCUCGUCUCUCAGCAAAGGUCACCAUGGGAGUCAUCGUCAGUAUCUGGAGCCUAGCAGUGGUCCUUGCUUUCCCUCUGUGCUAUUUCUCCACCACCCUCGCCCGACCCCACAGGACCAUCUGCUAUGUCGCCUGGCCUCGCAUGGCCGAUGACCCCGUCAUGUACCAUAUCAUAGUGACAGCUCUAGUCUAUGUGCUGCCCUUAGUAGUGAUGGGCAUUACCUACGCCAUCGUGGGGGUGACACUGUGGGGUGGCGAGAUUCCAGGAGACUCAUCUGAUAAUUAUCACGGACAGCUCAGAGCUAAAAGGAAGGUGGUGAAGAUGAUGAUCAUCGUGGUGGUGACUUUUGCCCUCUGCUGGUUGCCGUAUCACGUCUACUUCAUAGCAACUGGUCUGAAUAAGCGUCUGAAGAAGUGGAAGUACAUCCAGCAGGUUUACCUGACCGUGCUGUGGCUGGCCAUGAGCUCCACCAUGUACAACCCCAUCAUCUACUGCUGCCUCAACAGCAGGUUUCGAGCUGGCUUCAAGAGGGUAUUUCGCUGGUGCCCAUUCAUCAAGGUAUCCAGCUAUGACGAGCUUGAAUUGCGCUCAAUACGACUGCAGCAAACACGGCAGAGCAGCAUGUACACGCUGACACGGAUGGACACGACGAUGGUGGUGGUUUAUGACCCUGCCGAGGGCAACGGCGGUGCAGGAGGAAGAAAGCACUCCCUGUCUGCCAGGAAGAGAAGCUAUGUCACCUCACGGCAGCCGGAGAUCUCUGCUUCAAAUGACACCAGUGCAAGAACACAAAAUGGGGUUGCACCGAAAGCUGAAAUUGAGGAAUUUUCAUAAAAAGCACAUUUGCUGAGAUCCACGUACAAAC